Cetraspora pellucida is the source of this 572-nucleotide messenger RNA. NCBI's taxonomy places the organism in Eukaryota, Fungi, Glomeromycota, Glomeromycetes, Diversisporales, Gigasporaceae. The record is from the annotation of a GenBank genome assembly.
AUGGCAUUAGGAUCAUCAGAAACGUUAAAGCAAAAUGUUAUACUCGGAUAUUCGGAUAUAAAUAAUGCUGGCUUGUAUGUAGUUUCUGGCGUUGAAGAAACGUGUAUCGUUGAGCACCAAACGUAUCAUUUCAAUAAUACGAACGACAAUACAAGUAAUGUUGACGAAGGAAAAAAAAUUGAAAUAAAAAUAUAUAAUACCAAAGACAGAAGUUUCGUGAAAAUACAAGAGUUACCAUCUCAAAAUAAGAUAAUAUAUUUAGCAGACGCGUUAAUUAAUCAAUUUUGUCAAAAUGAAGUAACCGAUGUGAUAAUAGUGUCAUCGAUAAAUUUUUCGGUAAAUGCAGAAAGUGUAUACUUGGGUUGUAUACCAGAUAGUGAAGAGGUAAAAAAUGAUGGCGCAAAGGAAAGAAAAUCGAAUAGCAGCUAUGUUUAUGAGGUUGGAAUUCUAAGAUUAUUGGUUGAGGGUCUAAAAGCAAUUGUGCCUGAUAUUGAAAUUUCAAUGGAUAAAGUAUUAGAUACCAAAGUUAAGAAAGAGUCUUUUGAUGAGAUACAUGAUACCGAAAAAGACAC